UUGCAUGUGCUGGUAGCUCAGUUUCCUCUCCAUCGUUAGACUGUCUGCAGGCUUUGGACGGGCUCGGAGUCACCGUCACCCCGCUCACCUGUCAGGAUGUUCAUGCAUUUGGAGGUUUUCUAUUACAUUUUCAUUCUCCUGGCUCACAUGAGGCCAUACUGCUGCUGGUCAGUGAAUAAUUUCUUGAUGACUGGACCCAAGGCGUACCUCAUCUACUCCAGCAGUGUGGCAGCAGGAGCUCAGAGUGGCAUAGAGGAGUGCAAAUACCAGUUUGCAUGGGACCGCUGGAACUGCCCCGAGAGAGCCCUGCAGCUGUCCACACACAGCAGCCUGCGCAGCGCAAAUCGGGAGACUGCGUUCGUUCACGCCAUCAGCUCCGCUGGAGUCAUGUACACUUUAACCAGGAACUGCAGUCUGGCAGACUUUGACAACUGUGGCUGUGAUGACAGCAGGAACGGACAACGAGGUGGUCAUGGUUGGCUCUGGGGAGGCUGCAGCGACAACGUUGGCUUUGGCGAGGCCAUCUCCAAACAGUUUGUCGACGCGAUGGAGACUGGACAGGAUUCACGAGCGGCCAUGAAUCUCCACAAUAACGAGGCCGGGCGCAAGGCUGUGAAGGGGACCAUGCAGAAGACAUGCAAGUGCCACGGGGUGUCAGGAAGCUGCACCACUCAGACCUGUUGGCUGCAGCUGCCAGAAUUCAGGGAAGUGGGGAACUACUUGAAGGAGAAGUACCACAGGGCUCUAAAGAUAGAUCUCCUCCGAGGAGCGGGGAACAGCGCGGCCAACCGGGGGGCCAUCGCAGAGACCUUUAACUCCAUCUCUCGCAAGGAGCUGGUCCACCUCGAAGACUCCCCCGAUUACUGCCUGGAAAACCGCACACUGGGCUUGCCUGGCACAGAGGGCCGAGAGUGCCUCAAGAAGGGCAAGAACUUGAGCAAAUGGGAGAAGCGAAGCUGCAAGCGGCUCUGCGGGGAGUGCGGGCUGGCUGUGGAGGAACGCAAAGCUGAGAUAGUGUCGAGCUGUAAUUGUAAAUUCCACUGGUGCUGCACGGUUAAGUGUGAGCAGUGCAGGAAGACAGUGACUCAGUACUUUUGUGUAAAGAAAGGAGGCCAGAGAGGAAGAAAUGAGAGUGCCAGUAGCCGAAGGAAGAACCUCAGACUGAGGAAGAAGCACUGAGCAUCUUCAUAACGCUGUCAUCAUAUCCCACUGCAACUCCUGUCAACACUCAAUCUCUCUCUGUGUAUUCAUAACGUGUGUGUGUGUGUGUGUGUGUGUGUAUCGGACAAACGCUUAGCAAAACUACAAGUUCAGAACAUCUUCAUUGUCAAAUUUGUAUUAAAAGUUAAAGACAGUGGGAUGUGCACGAAGCCACAUGAUAGAGAAGUUUACAACUUUCUAGAAGUUUUGGUAUAAAUGUAUUUAAGAUAUAUUUUUAUACAUUUUUUUCCACUGGGCAUUUGAAGAGUUUUUCUCUGACAACAUGAUUUAUUUAUUUUCAUACAUACACAUUAAAUAGUUUAUAAAAUCCCAACUUUUAAGAACCCUUCCGGUUGUAUUCCCAUUAAAAGACCCACCAGUAAUCUUUGUACUUUUCAACUAUCACUACCAAGCGUUGAAUUUAUUUAGAAAUAUUUUAACAUUGUGGGGGUAAAUUCUCCUCUCCCAUCCCCUUGCUCGCCCUGAUCUUUGCUGCCCUUCUGUAUGUAUUUAAUUGUAUAUAAAAUGAAGCACUUUGUACUGUACAUUGUUAAUUUAUUGCACAUUUCCUAGUUGGUCUUGUUGUUAGUUUCUUUCGUGGUUUGUUUUCUAUUAAAUUGUAAUGACAAAA
Pseudoliparis swirei is the source of this 1831-nucleotide messenger RNA. It is a transcript of the gene wnt8b, whose product is annotated as wingless-type MMTV integration site family, member 8b. The record is from RefSeq and is a predicted model, not a curated record. Gene Ontology annotation, molecular function: frizzled binding; cytokine activity. Lineage: Eukaryota; Metazoa; Chordata; Actinopteri; Perciformes; Liparidae. Gene Ontology annotation, cellular component: extracellular region. Bases 97 to 1179 code for a protein of 360 amino acids. The transcript has 6 exons. Gene Ontology annotation, biological process: neuron differentiation; cell fate commitment; multicellular organism development.